UUAAAUUAGCAUUGCCACUAAGCUUAGUUCUCAUUGGAACUCCAAGUAGUCGCGACGUGCCAACGCAUGCUACAUGCCAGCGAGAAACUCAACUUAAAACAUUGCAUUGAAACGUUGAAUUGUCGAAUGUCUUUGGCUAAUGAUCAAUGAAAUAAGAAAAAAAAAACAAAAGCGAUAGGCAAAUAUGAAAAAUUAACAAGUAUUUCAAUGGGAAUUAUAUGUGUCUGUAAAUGAAUGUACGUAUGUAUAAGGCUGUGUAAAUUUAACAAAAACUUACGGUGAUAAAAUUCCCCUUGAGUGUGUAUUCACGUUACAUUAACAAGAAUUAAACUUCCUCAUACACACAUAUAUACACAUAUAGUAUAUGCACUAAUCUGCUGAUAAAUUGCAAGCAUUUCAAAGAAAUUGUAUAAGUGAAAUAAAAAAAGAGAUUAAAUAAACAAAUAAAAUAAACAGAAAUGCAGUACAACCAAGUUUUUUGGCUGUUAUUAAUCGGCACAUCGCUGCAGGCAGUGCUCGGACAAUUUUAUUAUUCCUGUUUGACGCCUUAUAAUACACUUGGCCGCUGUCUGCCUUCCAAGAAAUGUGGAUACCUCCAAAAGCUGUACACUCAGUACGGCCUGUCGGUGCCCGAAAAAUAUCUACAGGAUAUACGAAAGUCAGUCUGUAAGGGCAGCACACCAGAGAUCCACAUCUGCUGCGAUGACACCCUCUUACCACCUACAUCAACGGUCGCACCUAUGGAUCCAGAGGGCUUGAAUAAAUUGAAACAACAGAAAUGUGGUGUUGCUGAUGGCCAAAGGGUGUCGCAUGGAAAAGAUGUUGAUCUAAAUGAGUUCCCGUGGAUGGCACUAUUGAUCUAUGAUACUCCUCAGGAUCGUUUCAAAUGUGGUGGAUCGUUAAUAACAGAUAAUUUUGUAUUGACUGCAGCACAUUGUAUGGUGGGCGUGGCGGAAAAAGUUAUAGCCGUUCGACUGGGUGAACAUGACUUAUCUGAGCAAGAAGAUUGUGUAAAUCUGAACUCCCGCCGUAUCUGUUCACCACCGGUGGAAGAUAUAGACGUUGAAAAGACCAUACCCCAUCCAGAUUUUAACAACGCGCGCAAAACAAAUGAUGUUGCUUUGGUUAAACUUAAUCGCUCAGUGAAAUUCCAAAAGCACAUAAAGCCGAUUUGUUUGCCCAUCAUACCAGAAGCGGCAGAAAUACCCAGAGAUCGUCGCUUCUUUAUAGCAGGUUGGGGUGGCACUGAGAAUGGCAGAACCUCGAAUAUUUUACAAAAAGCAUUGGUACCACAUAAGACACGCGAACAAUGUCAGGCAAUCUUCCGACGAACGCAAAUUAAUGAAAAUCAUCUCUGCGCUGGUGGUGAUGGCUUAAUUGAUACCUGUAAAGGUGACUCGGGUGGUCCGCUCUUCUAUUUAGCUCCUUAUAGUGGUCCACAGAAAUCUCAACGCUAUGUUCAAUAUGGCGUCGUGUCUUUCGGUGGCACGGAGUGCGGUAGUGAUAAAAAUUCUCCUGGAAUUUAUGCAAAUGUUAUAAACUUUAUGCCAUGGAUAACCAGAAAUAUUGCUCAAAAUUAACUGUAGCCCAAUUUGAAGAAAUAAUUAAUCUGUGCAAUGUUGCCUGAAAUGAAUAUUUAUUAUACAUAUUUAUUAUACUUAUAAUAAUUUUACAUAUUUAAAACGAGCUCAAGCUCAUAUUAUUGUAACUAAAGAUAACCUCAAAUGGUUUGACUCAACUCAAAGGCGUAUAAAACAAUAAAUAAGACUUAAAUUUUUUUGAUAAUAUA
This is a messenger RNA of Ceratitis capitata (Mediterranean fruit fly), 1789 nucleotides long. Its product is annotated as melanization protease 1. Lineage: Eukaryota; Metazoa; Arthropoda; Insecta; Diptera; Tephritidae. Gene Ontology annotation, molecular function: serine-type endopeptidase activity. Gene Ontology annotation, biological process: proteolysis. The record is from RefSeq and is a predicted model, not a curated record. The transcript has 5 exons. Bases 459 to 1580 code for a protein of 373 amino acids.